Molecule: messenger RNA, 1319 nt
Organism: Zingiber officinale
Lineage: Eukaryota; Viridiplantae; Streptophyta; Magnoliopsida; Zingiberales; Zingiberaceae
Product: histone chaperone ASF1B-like
Exons: 4
Coding region: 287-1063 (258 amino acids)
Biological process (GO): DNA replication-dependent chromatin assembly
Cellular component (GO): nucleus
Molecular function (GO): histone binding
Source: RefSeq, a predicted model, not a curated record
GUGAGGUUCCAGUACUGCUGCCUCCGGGGAAAGAGGUCAAUCUCGGACCAAAUCGGUCCCCAGCGAGCGAACCACAAACUCGAAAAAGUCUUUUCGGUUUCUUUCCUCUUUGUUGCUUCCCGCUUUCUUGCCCGUCUCCGCUUAGCCAUUGGUUCAAGACUAGGGUUUUCUAGCGCCAUCACUGCCCAAGCGGAUUGAUGGCCCUUUCUCGUUUCUAGGGUUUUGUUCCUCAGAUCCUUUAUCUUGGUCGUGUCGGUGCUGGCCGGAUUCCUCCCGUUUUGCGACCAUGAGUGCGGUGAACAUAACGAAUGUUACGGUGCUGGACAAUCCCACGGGGUUCCUCAGCCCGUUCCAGUUCGAGAUCUCGUACGAGUGUUUGGUUCCUCUGGAAGAUGAUUUGGAGUGGAAACUUACAUAUGUCGGAUCAGCAGAAGACGAGACUUAUGACCAACUCCUUGAAAGUGUCCUUGUUGGUCCUGUCAAUGUUGGGAAUUAUCGCUUCAUUUUCCAGGCAGAUCCCCCAGAUCCAACCAAGAUUCGCGAAGAAGACAUAAUUGGUGUCACUGUGCUACUGUUGACUUGCUCUUAUGUGGGGCAGGAAUUCAUCAGAGUAGGCUACUAUGUGAACAAUGACUAUGACGACGAUCAACUUCGGGAGGAACAACCUCCACGGAUUUUACUUGACAGAGUCCAACGGAACAUCUUGGCUGACAAGCCCCGCGUGACAAAAUUCCCAAUUAACUUUCAUCCCGACCCGAGUGAAAAUGGAGGGCAGCAACAACAGCCAACUACUACCUCACCUGAAAACCAGGCCGUAGAUGAUCCAAGGCUAUGGCCGACACACGAUGAUCUCUGUGACCAUGAUCAAGGCAAUCAAAACCCUCAAUUCUUGUUACAGCAGAGGCUGAGCCAGGAGCAGCAGCAAAAAUCACUGGUGGUGUUGGAGGAUGUGGAAGCAGCAUAUGGCCAUGGAAACAGGAAUCGUGUGCCAAUGGGUUUGAGACCCGCGGCGGCGGAGAUCCAGAGAAGAACGGCGGCGACGGAGAUGAUGCGACUUCGUUAGAUUUCCCAUCCUGUUAAUUCAGGGGCACCAGUUACCAUCUUGAUCAUGAAAAGUGUACGAGCUAAGUCACAAAACAAUUCUUUAACCUUGGAAAGAGAAGUGAAGCUCCAUGCCGGGCUGCACCACCGCGGCUUGGUGCACACCACCUCAAUUCUCCGGCCAUCCGCCACCGCAGUUGCCUCCAUUUCUUAUCCUCCUUUUGAGUUCAAGAAUCAAGAAGAUGAUGGCCUCUGCUUUGAAUGCAGGAAGAGACGGG